This is a messenger RNA of Mus caroli (Ryukyu mouse), 1371 nucleotides long. The record is from RefSeq and is a predicted model, not a curated record. Lineage: Eukaryota; Metazoa; Chordata; Mammalia; Rodentia; Muridae.
AUGGUGGUGGCGGAGGUGGCAGCAGCCGCCACGGCCGCCUCUGGUAGUUCAUCUCAGGCCGAUAAUUCAGCAUCUUCUGGUGGCAACAGUCCUCCCACCUCGGCACCGAGUCAAUCUCCAGGUAGUUCAUCUCAUCAAUCUCCAGGUAGUUCAUCUCAGCCUGGAUCAGCUCAGCCUCCUGGUGGCGCCAGUCCUCCCACCCCGGCACCAAGUCAAUCUCCAGGUAGUUCAUCUCAGCCCUCUGGGCCAACCCAGCCUCCUGGUGGCGCCAGCUCUUCCACCGUGCCUAGCGGUAGUAGCACAGGUCCCAGUGAUCCCUGCAACUCUAACCCCUGUAAAGGAGCUGCUUCUUGUGUUAAGCUGCAUAGCGAAUACUUCUGCUUGUGUUUAGAAGGCUAUUACUACAACGAGUCUCUGUCGUCAUGUGAGAAAGGAAGGACAUUCCCUGGGGACAUUAGCAUGAGUGUGUCUGAAACAGCCAACUUGGAAGAUGAAAACUCUGUGGGCUAUCAAGAGUUGUACAACAAUGUUGUCAAAUUUUUUGAAAAAACAUUUAAUAAGACUGACUAUGGACAGACUGUAAUUAUUAAAGUGAGCACAGCCCCUUCACGGUCAGCAAGAUCUGCAAUGCGUGAUGCUACAAAGGAAGUCAGUGUAUCCAUAGUAAAUAUGUUUAGAGCAGACACAAAAGAAACUGAAAAGAGUGUAUCUUCUGCAAUUGAAACUGCAAUUAAGACUGAUAGCAACGUGCAAGGCUAUGUCAGUAUAAAUUUGUGUGAUCAUUAUGGUUGUGUAGGGAAUGACAGCAAUAAAUGCCAGGACAUUUUACAAUGCAAGUGCAAACCUGGGCUGGACAGGCUGAACCCGCAGGUUCCUUUUUGUGUUGCUAUAACGUGCUCUCAGCCCUGCAAUGCAGAGGAGAAGGAGCAGUGCUUAAAGACGGAUAACGGAGUAAUGGAAUGUGUGUGCAUGCCGGGCUACCAGAGGGCAAACGGGAACAGGAAGUGUGAAGAGUGUCCAUUUGGCUACAGCGGGAUGGAUUGCAAAGACCAAUUUCAACUGAUCCUCACCAUCGUGGGCACCAUUGCUGGAGCCCUCAUCCUCAUCUUGCUGAUUGCUUUUAUCGUCUCUGCGAGGUCAAAGAACAAAAAGAAGGAUGGAGAACAGCAGAGGCUGAUUGAGGAUGACUUUCAUAACCUACGACUGAGGCAGACCGGCUUCUCCAACUUAGGAGCAGACAACAGCAUCUUCCCCAAAGUCAGAACAGGGGUCCCAAGUCAGACCUCUAAUCCCUACGCAAACCAGCGAAGCAUGCCUCGCCCUGACUACUAGAAUGAUAAGAAUUUGGAACCCUCCCUAGCCCAGCCCACA